Molecule: messenger RNA, 5801 nt
Organism: Astyanax mexicanus (Mexican tetra)
Lineage: Eukaryota; Metazoa; Chordata; Actinopteri; Characiformes; Acestrorhamphidae
Gene: pde10a
Product: phosphodiesterase 10A
Exons: 22
Coding region: 329-2788 (819 amino acids)
Biological process (GO): signal transduction; negative regulation of receptor guanylyl cyclase signaling pathway
Molecular function (GO): protein binding; 3',5'-cGMP-stimulated cyclic-nucleotide phosphodiesterase activity
Source: RefSeq, a predicted model, not a curated record
CCCCUUCACUCACUCGUAGUAUAGUAGUAGGCUAAACUGAUCCACGCGCGCGCCUGCAUCAUCCGCGCGCACCUGCCCACUCCCUGCGCGAGGCUGCGCGAGACGCUUCCGUUUUUUCCCGCCACCCGGGCCUGGCGCGCGCUCCUGGAUCAGCGCGUGUGAGUGAGCGAGGAAGCGAGCGAGCGCGUGAGUGAGUGAGUGAGUUAGAGGGACAGUGAGAAGAAGAGAGAGAGAGAGAGAGAGAGAGAGAAAGCAAGCGCGCGCAUGCACGCACGCACGCGUGUGAAAUAGUCGCACGCGACCGAAGCAUCCCGUAUCGAGUCGCCCCAUGUCGAAGAAACGCAAAACUCCAGACGACGGAGGAGAGGAAAGAGGAAGAGGAGGAGGGAGAGGAAGAGGAGGAGGAAGAGGAGGAGGAGGAAGAGACCUCGCGAGUGCUGAGGAUUCCUGCGAUGAACAAGGUCUGACGGAUGAGAAAGUUAAGGCCUACCUUUCCUUGCACCCCCAGAUGCUGGACGAGUUUGUGCUGGAGAGCGUGAGCACGGAGACGGUGGACAGAUGGCUGAAACGGAAGAGCAGCAGCCGGCCUGGAGAUGAGUCCUCAACUAAAGAAGUCAGCAGGCAGUACCAGGACACCAACAUGCAGGGCGUGGUUUACGAGCUCAACAGCUACAUGGAGCAGCGGCUGGACACGGGAGGAGACAACAAACUCCUGCUGUACGAGUUGUGCAACAUCAUCAAAACAGCCACAAAAGCUGAUGGUUUUGCACUUUACUUCCUUGGAGAAUGCAACAAUAGCCUCUGUUUGUUCACGCCCACGGGGGCAAAGGAGGGGCUUCCUGGGCUCAUCCCCUCCGGUCCCAUCGCGUUUGGGACCACCAUCGCUGCUCAUGUCGCCAAGACACGCAAGACACUACUAGUAGAAGACAUCAUGGGGGACGAGCGGUUCCCCCGUGGCACAGGGCAGGACUCAGGGAUUCGUGUUCACUCUGUUCUGUGUCUCCCCAUCCUCACCGCCAUCGGUGACCUCAUCGCCGUGCUGGAGCUCCACCGACACCUGGGCCAAGAACCUUUCAACCUCAGCCAUCAGGAGGUUGCCACAGCAAACCUGGCAUGGGCGUCUGUAGCUAUUCACCAAGUGCAGGUCUGCAGAGGUCUUGCCAAGCAGACAGAGCUCAACGACUUCCUUCUAGAUGUGUCAAAAACAUACUUCGACAACAUAGUGGCAAUAGAUUCUCUACUUGAACAUAUUAUGAUAUAUGCAAAAAACCUGGUGAAUGCAGACAGAUGUGCCCUCUUCCAGGUCGAUCACAAUAACAAAGAACUGUACUCUGACCUGUUCGAUAUCGGGGAGGAGAACGAAGGGAAACCAGUCUUUAGGAAAACCAAAGAAAUCAGGUUUUCUAUAGAGAAAGGCAUUGCUGGUCAGGUGGCGCGAACAGGAGAGGUGUUGAAUAUUCCAGAUGCCUAUGCAGACCCACGGUUCAACAGAGAAGUGGACCACUACACUGGUUACACGACGAGGAACAUCCUGUGCAUGCCCAUCGUCAGCCGGGGGACCGUCAUCGGCGUGGUGCAGAUGGUGAACAAGCUGAGCGGAAGUGCCUUCACUAAAACUGACGAGAACAACUUCAAGAUGUUCGCUGUCUUCUGUGCUCUGGCCUUACACUGUGCUAAUAUGUAUCACCGAAUCAGACAUUCAGAGUGUAUCUACAGAGUGACGAUGGAGAAGCUUUCAUACCACAGUAUCUGCACGUCGGAGGAGUGGAAGACCCUCACACAGCUGUCCCUUCCUGACCCCAUAUAUAAAGAGAUUGAGCUGUUCCAUUUCGACAUCAGCCCGUAUGAGGAGCUCUGGCCCGCGGUUUUUGUGUACAUGAUUCACAAUUCAUGUGGAAAAUCCAGUUUUGAGCUGGAGAAACUGUGUCGCUUCACGAUGUCGGUGCGGAAGAAUUACAGACGAGUUCCGUACCACAACUGGAAGCACGCGGUAACGGUGGCGCACUGCAUGUACGCCAUCCUGCAGAAAACCUCUGGAAUCUUCACCGAACUGGAGAAGAAAGGUCUGCUGAUAGCCUGCCUGUGUCACGACCUGGAUCACCGGGGCUACAGCAACAGCUACCUGCAGAAGUUUGACCAUCCACUGGCCGCCCUCUACUCGACCUCCACCAUGGAGCAGCACCACUUCUCCCAGACCGUGUCCAUCCUGCAGCUGGAAGGGCACAAUAUUUUCUCCAACCUGACUUCCAGCGAGUAUGAGCAGGUGCUGGAGAUCAUCCGCAAGGCCAUCAUCGCCACGGACCUGGCCCUGUACUUCGGCAACCGCAAGCAGAUCGCCGAACUGCUGAGCACGGGAGCGCUGGACCUGAACAACCACGCCCACAGGGAUCGUGUGAUUGGUCUGAUGAUGACUGCGUGUGAUCUCUGCUCUGUUACGAAACUGUGGCCUGUCACUCGCCUCACAGCCAAUGAUAUCUACGCAGAGUUCUGGUCUGAGGGGGACGAGAUGAAGAAGAUAGGAAUGCAGCCCAUUCCGAUGAUGGACCGGGAUAAGAAGGACGAGGUUCCACAGGGCCAGGUGGGGUUUUAUAACGCUGUGGCCAUUCCCUGUUACACCACCCUGGUAGAGCUGUUCCCUCCCUCUGCUCCUCUUCUCAGUGCCUGCAGGGAGAACCUGGGCCAGUGGGAGAAAAUAGUACGAGGAGACGAUCCGUCCGCCUGGGUCCCGGCCGAGGAGAUCGCUCCGGAGCAGUUACCCGAAAGCGGGCCGGUCAAAGUGGACAACUGACCACACGCGCCGCCGAACCCUGCCAGAGACACUGGACUUCCUUUAGAACCGCCCCACUUCCUGUGGAGGCGAGAGGGAGCAGAGCGGCCGGGCAGGAGAGGUGAUAUUCACCCAGCAACUAAAGGAAGAAUGAAGAAUUUAAAAAAAUAUAUGAAAAAAAAGACAUGAUGAAACAUGGAGUUACCUCAGCGGGUGACGGAGGUGUGGAGCUCGGACCCGGCGGCGUGCGGAGCUCUCUGCGUCAGAUUCGGACUUCUUCUUUACCACGGUUGCUUUUUGCAUUUUUCUUGGAUUGUUUUUUUUUUUUUGUUAGUUUUUUUGUUUCUUGAUCUGUUUUUUUUUUUUUGGUUUUGUUUGAUUUUGUUUGUUUCGGGGUCAAUUCCAUUUCAACGUUUCUUUUUGUGGUCUUAAAUUUAAAGAGGCCUUAAGAUCUGAACCUCCAGGGACGAGGUUCAGGUCGUCUGAAAUGGUACUUUUUUAUUCCUGCUGUGGUCAAAAAAAAAAAAAAAUUAUAGCAUAGCCUGCUCGGGACUUGCUAUUUUUUUUUUUUUUUUUUAAGAGAGACAAAAGGAAUGUUUAGUGAAGGUGCACGAGGAGCGGCCGAGCUCUCGGCGCUGUCGCCGCCGCUCCGCCGUUUUGUGCAGAAUUCUUUUUCGCAGUACUUGAAGAAAUGAAGAAAUACAGCCUAUUCUAUGUGGGGAGGAGAAAAAAAAAAAAACGAGAGAGAAAAACAGGAACCCUGCAGCGUAUCUGUCCAAAGCUAAGAGCUGCUCUGACGGCAGAAGUUAGAUAAUUCUGAACCUUACCGGAGUCACACGAGAGUCACAAUGUUCCUCACCAAAAUCUAUGACCGUUCAACCUGAUCUACAAAUCAGCUUUUGAUCCUCUAGUUCCAGAGGCAAUCCGUUCAUUUCAGAAAAAGAGCAGUGAUAUACAUUCCACACUGAGCGCUGACUCAUUACAGUGUGCAGCAACACACACAGAAUAGAAGAAUUAGUGAUUUAUCCUUAUUUUUAAUAAAAUUAAUAUUAAUAUUGAAAUCGGCAGAACUCUAGAGUGAAAAAUCUAGAGUGUUUAUUUUCGGGUGAAUAAAUGAAUUUACGUUACUCAACACACACACACACACACACAACCAGGAGCAUCGAUGCAGAAGAUGAGCCAUUAUUCAAACAUGUUCUUCAGUGCUUCAUUCUUUCUGAUCAUAUUUCCUGAAUUUUGAGAUAAAAAAAAAAAAACAAGACAAUAAUCACUAUGCUGGGUCCAGGCUCGCUCGCUCCUCGCUCCUUUUCCUGAGGAUUCGUUCUAAAAGCAGCUCAGAUCAAGCUUCACACAUCCAGUUUACUCUUUUGUAGAAUUAAAUUCAAUUAAACCUAAUUGAAUUAAGAGACCAGACCAUAAAGACCGAGGCUAAUGAAAGACUCGAACCAGUAAAAGUUCCUCCGAUUCUCAUCUUUACGACCUGAAUCCUGAUUUAUUUAAGUGCAAUUAAGACUUUAUUAAGAUUUUAGUAAGACGUAGUAAUAACUGAAUAAAUAAUUGAAUCCUCUGGGAUUGUAAGGCGUGUGGAUGGAUGGUGGUGAUGAAUUUGAUGGAUGUUGAGUGAGGAGAGAGUGGCGGGUCUUCAGUGUGUAUUGCUUUACUGAAUUCAGUAGCUGAACUGAGCUAAACACUGAACAAUUUAUCAUAAAUCAAACCCACGUCCACAAAGAAAUUAAGAGGCCUUUAAAUAUAAUAAAAAACUGAUUUUCAGACUGGAUUAAACAUGGUUACUUUCAGUGAUAAAUCUGCAUUCAGAAUGUCCUGAUGUCCUGAUGUCUUAAUCAUCUCUGUCUGGGAAACUAAACCUAAAUUUAGUCCAUAAACUAAACCUAAAUGUAAAUUUAAAUGUAAAAAAAAUCUAAAUUCUUCCCUAUAGCCUAUAAAAUGGCUAUUACACUAAUAAUAUACACUUACACAGAGAACACAGUGUGUUGUUCAUUUAUAGAAUAUAUUCAAAAUAAUUGCAAAAUAAGAAAAAAGUGCUUAAAGACCAUUUUUCUUCUUAAACGUUGCGUAAUUAAAGCACAAUUAAUUGAAUUCAAUUGUUAAAUGCCGAAAAAUAAAAAGCAAAGAUAUUAAAUGAAGCUGAGAUGAAUGCCCUGAAUAAAUGGUUGGCCGUUUUAUCCAAUCAGCUUCACUCAUCAGCGUGAAUCGGCUCCAUCAGCUCCGUUACAGCAGAUCACUGAGGGGUUCAGGGGUACUGAAGGAGUACACCGUCCCAUACGCUCAACUGUGUCCAUUAACAACCGCCUCCUAUCAACUGCAUUAGGGGUGUGUGCGUGUGUGUGUGUGUGUGCGUGUGUGUGUGUGUGUGUGUGCGCGCACGUGUGUGUAAGUGUAGGUAAAGUUGAUGUUUGGGGACGUAAGCUACACUCUUAUGGUGCUAUCUUAGGCAGUCAUGCACUUUCUGAUUCUGCGUGUGUUUGUGUGCGUGUGUGUUUGCAUGCUUAGGUGUGUGUGAGUGAGUGUGUGAGUGCGUGUGUGUGUGUGUGUGUGUUAUCUUUUGGCCAAUGCCAUAAUUCCAGCUCCCCUCCGGAAAAAAAAAACGAACAUCAGUCUGAAGUGAGAGAAAUGCACAGCGUCAGAACCUCAAUCACAAACAUCACACCCCUGUUUCUCUCCCUCAUAUGCACUAUGUUUAGAGACUAUUAUUAUUAUCAUUAUUAUUAUUAUUAUGGUUGUUAUGAAUAUUAUUAUUGUUCCUAUUAUAUUACUAUUAUUACCACAAUUAUUGGUGAUUACCAUUGUUAUUUUCUUAAUUAGAAUUCGAUUUUAAAUUAACUUAUAUUUUUUAUACAAAAUAGAAAGUUAGCGUUUUUUGUUUUGUACAGAGCAGAAUUGUGCAUCAUGAAGAAAUGUAUGGUCAUGUAGACCCACUGCAUACUGUUGCCCAAAAUAAAUGAGGAAUGUCUUGACUGUAAAUAUAAGAGCAGUUUUAUUAUAUUUAAUUUUAUUAAAUAUUUCUGAAAAAUUG